This is a messenger RNA of Rhagoletis zephyria (snowberry fruit fly), 977 nucleotides long. Its product is annotated as trypsin-1-like. The record is from RefSeq and is a predicted model, not a curated record. Lineage: Eukaryota; Metazoa; Arthropoda; Insecta; Diptera; Tephritidae. Gene Ontology annotation, molecular function: serine-type endopeptidase activity. Gene Ontology annotation, biological process: proteolysis.
UAAAUACCGCUACCAAAGUUCAUCCACCACCCAACUAGCAUACAAGACGCGUGCCUUCUCCUGCCUAGUUACUGAACAUGCAUCAUUCCACAGCCACUGAGAGGACAAAAAGUGAAUACGGCGCGUAUGGACGACGCAGCCUUACCCUCCGAUGUUAUCUUACCGCGGCCACGCCUGGAUGGACGCAUUGUUGGUGGCUACAAAGUAAAUAUUACCGAUGCGCCACACCAGAUUUCACUACAGACAAGCGGUGGACACAUAUGUGGAGGUUCGAUUAUAGCGCCUCGCUGGGUACUUACGGCCGCUCAUUGUACUGCCGGAAAAACCGCCGACAAACUAAAGGUACGCAUCGGUUCUUCGGAAGCUUCUAGCGGUGGACAAUUGCUGCGCGUCAACGAAAUUGUACAGCAUGAAAAGUUCAAUUACUCCAAUGUGGAUUACGAUUUCUCUUUGCUGCGUCUCGAUAAGGAGAUCCAAUUCUCGGAGAAUAAAAAGUCAGUCAAGUUGCCGGGAGCGAGCGACGAAUUCAUGGAUGGCGAUAUUUGCUAUGUGACCGGCUGGGGUAAUACGCAGAAUGAGAGCGAAUCACGGCAAUGGUUGCGUCAGGCUGAGGUGCCGAUCUUCAAUCAGGAUCUCUGUUCCGAGAAGUACAAACAAUUUGGUGGCGUUACAGAGCGUAUGAUUUGCGCUGGAUACCUCGAAGGUGGCAAAGACGCUUGCCAAGGUGACUCGGGUGGUCCGCUGACCAACAAAGAUGGUGUGCUGGUGGGUGUGGUGUCGUGGGGUUAUGGUUGUGCCAGACCGGAAUACCCCGGUGUGUACUCGCGUGUGCAGUAUGCGCGCGAGUGGAUGCGGCAGCAUAGUGGGGUUUAGCGUACGUUUAUGAAAUUGUAAAUUGUUGUACAAAUGAAUUAAAUAAGACGAAAAUAAGUGUGACCUUGAUGAUUUUUUCCUCACUGCAUAUUAAAAACGAGUCG